Molecule: messenger RNA, 1643 nt
Organism: Rotaria sordida
Lineage: Eukaryota; Metazoa; Rotifera; Eurotatoria; Philodinida; Philodinidae
Source: the annotation of a GenBank genome assembly
AUGAUGAUGAUGAAGAAUCAGUUUUUCCAAAUAUAUAUGUUGUACCAGAUUUACCACCAAAACUUCAACAAAUAAUACAGAAAGGUGAAUUAAAUGAAUUUCGUAGUCAUACAAAUGUACGUCGACUUUUACUUGAUACUAUUUUUAAUCAUGUGACAAAUGAAUAUUCGUUGCUUUAUCCUAAUAAAGAUCAAUACAAAUCAAUGGGCAAAGCAAUAUUGAAAACACUAAAUAUUCCCAAAGACAAAGAAAUAUUGAAUGAAUGGAUCGAAAGUCUUAAAAACAAGUUUAAACGAGAACGUCGUCCACUUCAGCAAACAUCUGCUGAAGUUCAACAGAUGAAAGUCAAGUAUGGCAAUAGUAUUGGUCGUCCAAUCAAACGAACUAAUAAUUUAAUUGCACCUCGUCGAGUAUCUUCGGUUGAGUUUUGGAAUAAAAUAGAUCUGCAUGAUGAUCCUGAAGAUUUACAUAAAAACGUCCAGUUUAUGAAGAACGAAUUGGUAGAUCAAAAUUUUGAUUGGGAUCAAGUCAAAAAUCCAUGGAAAAAAACAUUAGUUCAAAGAAGAACCUUUAUUCGAGAUCACACAACAAAAGAAGUUCCUCAAGAAUAUCCUGGUUAUCGUUAUGCCUUAUUGAUCUUUGACGAGGUUCGCUAUGUAUGCAAUGUCGAUAUUGAACUAAAUUUAAAAUCUAUGUUGCCAAAAUUACUUGAUUGUAUUCCAGAUAAUUCAGGUUUUGUUAAUGAUCUUCCAGCUGUACGUUUGAUUAAACUUUUGUCCAAAUAUUUCAGUGAUUCAUGGCAACAUAUCUUAUCGAGUAAAGAACCAUUAUCUCCACGUCCAAGUAUACAAAUAACAACUGAUAAAUUUAUUAUUUUUUUGGAUUAUGAAAUCAUUACUGAAACACCAUCAAUUGAUCAAGCUUUAUGUGUUGUCAUCUCUUUAUAUGUUCUGUUUGAAUUGCAAUUCGGUUCACACAAUCGAAUUAUUCAGUUAUUGUACGGGAUAUUAUUGCAAGAACCUGGUGCAUUAACAAAACCAUUACGUCUUCUAUUAAAUCAAUGGAACUUUAUUGUUGACAAAAAAGAAUAUAAAAGAAAUAUUCAAAUGCCAACAACAAUAUCAACAACAACAAAAACACUUACAACUACAGUAGAAAAUUUGAUACAAGCCGAAGAUAGUCAAGCUGAUAAUUUAUAUGAUAGUGAAGAAGAACAAGAAUAUAUAGAAAAUACAACCGGUUUGCCGUCAUUUUUUGAGGAACAAAAUAAAUCAUCUAUUUUUGCAUUAUUAGGUUAUAUUCAAAGUCUAACUACAACAACACCUACCAGUGACGAGGAUCUUAUGAAGGAUUAUCCAUUAGAAUCAUCAGAUUCCUCCAAUUCAUCAUCACCAAUUGAUCGUCCACUUCUUAUUCACACUUUACCAACAGAAAAACAACAAGUAAUAACAUCACCUUUACCACUUUUGAACGACAACCCAAUACGUAAUGUAAACAUCAAACACCAAACAUCAUCAAAAUCAAUUGAUCAAUCAUCAACUAUUCAAAAGAAAAUUAUUUAUGCAGCAAGAAAACGAUCUUCUAGUCCUGAUGAACCUAUAGCGUCACGUUUAAAGCGUUCACGACUUAAAACAAAAAAUUAA